This is a messenger RNA of Plectropomus leopardus (leopard coralgrouper), 11442 nucleotides long. RefSeq names its product ataxin 1a (gene atxn1a). Gene Ontology annotation, biological process: nervous system development; negative regulation of transcription by RNA polymerase II. Gene Ontology annotation, molecular function: RNA binding; protein binding. NCBI's taxonomy places the organism in Eukaryota, Metazoa, Chordata, Actinopteri, Perciformes, Serranidae. The record is from RefSeq and is a predicted model, not a curated record. Gene Ontology annotation, cellular component: nucleus.
GCGCCGGAGCAGAGCAGGGGAGCCCUGGCAACAAGGAGAGACACAAACUCAGCAGCCCGUUACACCCAACAGGAAUGGUAACAGCACCUGCAGACAGACAGACGUGGACAGUCGGCGCAGGCACCCGGAACGCUUCCCUCCCAUCGGUGGAGAGAUCCAGACUUCACACCAAGAAUUGCAGCUUCAGUCGGUUGUCAGCUCUCAACUGAGCAGCAGGCUCCACCUACUCCGCCCAAGUAGCUCUGCCUCCUCUGCUCAGGGAGUGCUGAGUCCCUGAGUCAACACACUGCAUUCUGGGAUAGUCUGGAACCCUCUCCAUGGGCUGUACCACCUGCUGACAAACCAGGGGGGUCUGGAGGAGUUGUGUUGAAUGAGGUUUGUGCUGGGUGUGUGCAGGCUUGCUUUUGCAAGGAAAUGAUUCCGCAUGAAGUGCGACGCACUCGGCCCCCCGUCGUCCUCGGCGGCAGCAGCAGGUGCGACGUCGUGACUCUCUCCCCUACAACACUGAGCUCACCCUCCAGCCGCUAAAGACCUCUGGACCAAACAGACCGCCCUACCCCCCCUCCCCUUUAACCACCCCUCCAUAUCUUCAUCUCCAUCUUUAAUCCUUCCUCACCUUGCUUGUUAGGGCCUGGAUUUUCUUUGUUAUCAAGACCUGAUAAUCAACGGCCUUGGGUGAACUGGAUAGAGAGGGAAAGAGAGAAAAGAUUGGGAAGUUAAUACAUAGCUAAUUAAAGCGAGGCAAGGGACAAGAACAUCAAAAGUGAGAACAAGAGACAGGAAGGUGAAGUAAAAAGUCAGAGUGGGAGAGAACAAAAAAAAGACAAAAAGCUUUAGAAGUCAAAAAGUAAAGAAAAGAUAUAGCAAGUACUGCUGAGGGACAUCAGGCAGAGUCAGCAUGAAGUCCAACCAGGAACGCAGUAAUGAAUGUCUGCCCCCAAAGAAGAGGGAGAUCCCCUCUAGCACAUUACCUUCUGACAAUCGCUCACCAACCAUCCCACCUGCCAGCGACAGCCAGCGCACAGAGAACAUGGCCUGGCUUGCCAGCGUGGCUGGUGGGAAUGAGAGUGGCAUGGGUGGACACCGUAGCUCCAGUCAGUCUGACGGCCUCCAAUAUAAAUCCCUUUUCUCCACAUCAGACUCCUCAUCCUCCUCUUCCUCGCUGAGGCUAGUCUCAUCUCUUCCUACGGUGUACACGUCCUCCCUGCCACAGUCCACAGUUGGAGGAACUGUCCAUUACGCCCAACUGCCCCCCAACCUGCAGUUUAUAGCCUCACCCUACACCGCCCCGUACGCAGGCUACAUCUCCCCCCAACUACUUCCACCUCCUCCUCCACCUCCCCCCCUCUCCUCCUCGUCCUCCUCUCUGGCCGCACAGAGACACUCACACACAGAGACGGUCUCCGCUCCUUCACACGCUUCCAAACACGACCAGCAGAGAGCAUCCACGGGGCGCACCUCCAUGCCCCCCCCUUCUACAGACCCUGCCCCUCACCACGUUCUAAUGUCAACUUCCCCACGGACUGUGCCGUCACCGCAUCACCAAGCAGGCAUCCACCUUCCUCCCCAGUCACUGCAUCACCACCACACUUUAGGACAUGGGAUGUCCCAGCUUGUGGUGCAGUACACGGACGGACCCACUAGGAAAGAGGAAGGUGCAAGACCCAGAGAGCUCCACAAUGGAGAGCUGGAAAGGGGGCGGCGGUUUGGAGCGUCCCCAGAGUCCAGCCUCUCUAAGCCGGUGAGCAAAUCAAGGGACGCCACUUCAUCUUACGAGACCCGCCAGCUGGUUGUGCAUUCAGACUACUCUACCCACGAUCCCUCAGGGCUGAGAACCUCACUCAUGCUAAUGCCCAACAGCCAUGGGGACCACCAGCUGGUACCUCCUAGAGCCAGCCCUGAGAAGCUGACAACCUCUGCCUCCGCACACCUGGAGAAAGGUGGCAUCAUCCUGGGCAAGCCUGUCAAUCGUACACCCUCCUCCUCCAACACCACCUCCUCUUUCACGUUUCCACCCCCAUUAAGUGUCGACAGCCUGAAAGCUGCUGUCAGCACCGUGUCACCCCAGACCGUUAUCCACACCACCCACAGCGCCACAGAGUCACUGUCCAUGGGGCUCCCCUCCACCAGUAUCUACCCUCAGUCACCCAUCAUUGGAUACAUCGCAGGGGGCAGUGGGAGCCAGCAUACGCCAAUCAGCUACCACACCAGCCUACAACAACACUUACUCAUUCCUGGCGCCCAACAGGUCAUUAUCCCUGUUAGUGGAGGCGGAGUCACCGCGGUGGAACCUGUAACCUCCCACGUAACAUCAACCACACAAGCUGCACCGUUUCCUAACACACUCCCACACACAUACAUCGCUGCCACUGCCCCCAAAGGAGAAACACUAGAAUCCGCCAGUGGCUCGUAUCAUCAGGCCGCUCCAGGUGCAGUGGUCCAAGCCCAGCUCCAUCUCCCCAUUGUACCCGCUCCGCCGGGGCUGGUGGCUCCCUCUGCUCCUCCUCCACCAUCCAGUGGGGUGGUGCCCCCCUCGCUUCCCCCGUAUUUCAUCAAGGGCUCUAUCAUCCAGCUGGCCGAUGGGGAGCUGAAACGUGUGGAGGACCUGAAGACGGAGGACUUCAUCCAGAGCGCAGAAAUCAGCAGUGAGCUGAAGAUCGACUCGUCCACGGUGGAGCGCAUUGAAGGGAGCCACACCUCACCCAACUUUGCUGUGGUUCAGUUCUCCGUUGGUGAGCACCGUGCACAGGUGAGUGUGGAGGUCCUGGUGGAGUACCCCUUUUUCGUCUUUGGCCAAGGCUGGUCUUCAUGCUGCCCCGACCGGACCACCCAGCUUCUGGAGCUGCCUUGCACCAAGCUCUCUGUUGGCGACGUUUGUAUUUCACUUACCCUGAAGAACCUGAGGAACGGAUCCCUGAAGAAGGCUCAGGCCCUGGAGCUGGCCACCCCUGCGUCUGUCCCAGCCUCCAGCCACGGGCACCUCAAACCCCCCCGAGCUGUCUCAGACGCUCCCCAGAGCUGCAGUGGAGGAGGCUCCAGGCACAGCGAGCGGGAGAACGGAAUCAGCCAGCGAGGGAGGGACAGAAGUGGGAACGGGAGCGGAGGGAGCACCAAUGUGGAAAACGGGGAUCUCAUGUUUGGGGAAAGAGGGUCAGUUAAAGGUCAGGUAGCCAGCAGCGCAAAAGCUGGCUCCAGUAAGCCAUCAGGAGGCAGGAAGCGGAGAUGGUCCGCGCCGGAGGGUCGAAAAGUAGAAAAAUCAGAGGAGGAGCCGCCCUUGACCCUGCCUAAACCUUCUUUCAUCCCUCAUGAGGUGAAAGUAAGCAUUGAGGGAAGGUCAAAUAUUGGCAAGUGAAGGCUAGCAGGUCAAUAACCAUUGGGAUUUUGGAGAAAAAAAACAACAUAAAAGGAUUCUACAAAAAAACACGAAUGCCCACAUUAAUGUUUCAUUUGUCUUGGUUUUAAAGUUUUCCGUUUUUAUUUUUCUAUCUUGAGUACUGUAGAGGUAAAUUUACCCUACAUGGUAUCACCUUAAGUCCGUGUAGUUAGUAACACUUUUUUUUAAUAGAUGGAUUUAAUAUCACACAAGCAAUCAGUGCCGUUUUGGUGGUUUUCAUGAGAUGACUUAUGGUGAGGGAUUUGCGAGGCGUGCUAAAUGUCUAUUGGUGGCUGUGUGGCACACGGGAGCAGUGCUUGAUGGAUCUUCUUGGCUGGCUACACAUUAUGUAAAUUUCAAAUUGAAUUAACUCACAGUUUGGCUCCUGGCAGCGUUUUCACUCCCUGUGCGCUGCUAGUGAGACUGUGUGGACGGAAACGCCUUCCCACCACCUCUUGCUGCGCCAGUGGUUUUACACAGGAGUCAGAUAACAUCGUGGCAUGAAGGAUUUGUGGGAGAGAUGUUCUAAAUCACAGUUGGAAAAGCAUUAUUCUUUGUCUGGAGUAUAAAUAUAGUUUUCACAGUGUCUUCAGGGUGUGCCAGUCCUGACCAGUGAUGCCAUCAAGUGGUGCCAGUGUGCCGCACAAAAGAGAGGGAACAACACUUAACUCUGUUCAGUUUUCAAUUCAUCUUGAGCAUUUUUCUUUUUUUUUUCGUAAACCCCUCGUCUUCUAUCUCACCAGAUAGUCUUUUUCAAUGAUUGUCAAAAACCUUAAUCAGGGGUCAUUUUAGAUUGAACCUAGGUGGGUCAAUGUUAAUGUACAAUAAAUGUGAGAUACCCUAACCUAAUACAUACAAGUGCAAACACACUGGGUUGGUGAACUUCACUUUGAGAAAAUGUCAAGAGGAAGACUGCAUACAAUCCUCAUCGUUUUUUUGAUGAAUUACUUUAUAUAUUUUUUUACGGAGAGAGGCUGUGUGAGAGGAACCGAGAGAAUCUGCACGUCAGUUCGGGAGAGGGUCAGGAUGUUUCAAAGCACUUAACACACCUGUCACACUCACCAUACAGCCGACAAAAUGUUUUGUUGUCUCUUUAUUUACGCAGUACUGUAUGUUUUUAGAUAUUUUAAAAAAAAUUUAGACAAGGGUAGAGAGUAGCAACAGCACUUUGGAAAGGUGAAGCUUUUUUUGGAAAAGUGAAGGGGUGGUUUGGUAACGUGGGAGUGGAUGUGCCAUGGGAUCACAAAGAAAGGGAUGAUUGGAGAACAUUUCCAGUUAGUAGAUGGUUUGAGAAACAUUUAUGAUGACAAAAGGAAUUAUGACGGGUUUUCAGCAUGUUGCUCGUACAGCCAGCCAUGCAGACGUCAGGGGAAAGUAUUUGAACGUGUUUUGAAAGUUCGGAAUCUGGCAUGAGGAUUAACAAGGAUCAGGCUUUUGAAAUAUCCCAACGAUGUUCCGUUAGACCGAGAGCAUCGAUGAGAAGCUCACGCCACAUAAUUUUGAAGGGUGUCAUAUGUUUGUAAUGUGUGUGUGUGCUAGAGUGUGCAUGAUGCUGGUCCAUGUCUGUCUGUACACACAUGCUUACACACACAUGCUUACUCACAAACACCUAUAAUAUGUACUGUAUUUAUGCUUUGUGGUGCAUAUUGUCCCUACUGCAAAGACACUAGUUGACUGACAUUGGAUUGAUGCACACUGCUAACAGUACAGUUGUAGAGAGUGCUCUGUGGUGUGUUUGUGUACGUGUGUGAGUUUGCGUGCGAGUGUAUGUAUAUUGUGUGUAGGAAAAGGUUAAACGAUAUAUAGAAAAUGCUAAAUGUCCAGUGUUUCUACUUGGAGUUGUACUUAGGAGAAUCUUGCAAUUUGCACAUCAGGAGGAGGGAGAAAAGGUGGAGACGUGAUUUUUGUUUUAUUUUUUAUUUUCAACUGCCCUGUCCUGAAACGAGCCCUAGACCACGUAACACACUGGAGGAGACCAGGGUUUUUGUUCUUCAACAGGCACAUUGUAGGGGAAAAGUUCCUACAUCAACGCAGUUAAGGCCAAAUUACAUUUGAAUUUUUACAAACAUAGCUGUAAACAAGAAUUUUAACACGUGCCUGCCUACUGAAUUUACUGACUUUGAAGAUAUACAAGUAGUAGUGUAUCUGAAGGAAAAUUUUGACUUUUUCAUCCACUUUUCCUGCUGUUGAAACCAGGGUGUAGGGACUAGGGUUAUGUUUUGAACACGGCCUGUGCUUUCAGCUGAAACCCUAUUCUGUUAACAUGCAGCAAUUACCUCAACAGAUAUGCCUGCUUGGUUGGCCCGACAUUUAGAGCUUUGUAAGCGACUGAGUCAGAAGUUGAACAUCCUCACAGGCUCUCUCUGGCAUAUAAAACCCCACAUUUUGUUCUUUUCCUGAGUUUGGUGUUCCAUGUGUAGUGUGAAGUGUGGGGGGGGCUGACCUGAAACCAGUGGAAAGGAAAAUUCAAAACAAGAUCUCUUUUUUGUCCAGUCUCCCUAGACCAUUGCUUCCCAACUGGUCCACUCACAGUGUCCAGAUUUGUCUGUAGUCAUUUAUGGUCCACACGUUAUAAAUAAUCAUGUAUUCAAUUUGAAUUCAGAAAUCUAAACAACACAUUGGCAUAGAACGCAAACACAGAAGACAUGUUGCAAGAAUAAGCAGAAACUUCACAAUAAAAGUUUUUAUUUGACUGAAACAAUUAGCUCUUAAGAGAAAUAUAAGAUCCGAAAGCAGGGUUUAUUGGCUUAUUUAUUAGCCUUCACAUUUUCAAGUGUCAACUCUGUGUAUUUUAUCUGUUCUCUCUUUGGGAUCAGUAAUCUCCACCAUAAUUUUCCUGUGGGAAUGCUUCAAAGCUUCACUCUUUGCCAUGGUAAUCAAAAUAUAUGUGCAUUACUGCAAAAAAUCCCCUCAGUUAAGUCAGCAUUCAUUAUUUUUAGUUACAGUCAGACAAGGACAUUUAAGCUAAGUGAUAGUUUUGUAACACUGAUUUUUUGUCAUCUAACUUUAUUCCCUAGCAGUCCAGCACUACUGAAACGACACAGUUUGAUCAAAUGUGAUAUUCUUUCAAACACUUCAGCGAGAUGUCAAAAAAGUUUCUGCAAUGAUUUAAAAAUUUACAACGAUAACCCCCAAAUUCGAGUGCCAGAUACACCACAGAAAUUUGGUGUGUCAAAAUCUGUAAGUAAAUGCUUAGCUAUCUUACAAAGAAUUCUUUUUUUUCUAGCUACCACGGCUGAUGUGCAGCAUCCGUGCUAACAAAGCAUCUAAUUUUCACUGAUUAUGACUGAUGUCCUUGUCUUUCAUCACAGCAACAACAAAAAAAAAAAACACACUACCACCACCAAAGCUUCAGUCAGUGGCAAAUCUUUCUCAAUUAAGCCUCAAUGUCCCAAAAACUGGUAUUCGGAACAGCCCUAGUGUGUUUCAGUCACAAUCCCUAUAAUGCUUAUUAAAAAAGUGUAGUUCAUUGGUUCCCAACUGGUGGGUAGCAGUCCAAAAACAGGUCACAGGUCCAUUCUGAAUGGAUAGUGAAUUUCUAGCACAAAGCUUUUAUUUUGAAGUGCUGUUUUCUGCAGUAGAGUGAAUGAAUAACUGACAGCUACUUUGCAGCGACAGCAAACUAGCUCGAUGACAUGGCCAAAUGCAAGUAUGAUGCUGAAUAUAUUUAACUGUGUGGACCUUGACUAAGAACAAAUUUGGACUUUGUGGCUGGACCAGUCCGUCUCUAAUGUCAGCGUAACUGAGACAGACUGAUGAUGAUAUGUUCUGCAUAUGAGAAAAAAAAUGAGGUGAAAUCAGUGAUGGUGGACAAUGUGCUCGGAUUAUAUGAUGCCAUUCAACCACCUGCAUGUGACAUUUCAGCGUGAUCAUGCACAGCAGUUAGAUCACAUGCAGGUUACUGGCACAGUAGUGUUGUUAGGGAGGUGGAGAAGAUGAGGCUUCCUGCGGGCAUAUCUGUUGAGCUUUCCGCUCAGACUCUGUUUUAAGAUGAUGUUAUACAACAGAGUUGUUUUUGAAAAGUGGAUCAGGCGUAUUUUCAUCCCACUGAUAAUAUUUAGCUGUGUGGGGCUACCCUGUUUCAGGUGGUGGGAGUUUACCAGGGUGAUGGCAGGAUAGAUGUGUGCUCAGAUGGUUGAGGAAUGGAUGGAUAGAUGGUUGAGUAAAUGGGCAGUUGGAUAGUGAUGGUGAGUGAAUGAGUAGACCCCAUAUGAGAUUUGAAAAUGCUUUAUUUUUUUAUAAUAAAACAGGGUUUCUCAGAUCAACACCACCACAGUUGUACAUUUUCAUUUCCUCCUUUUCCUAUUGAAACAUCACGAUCAUUACUGAUAAAAAUAGUCGUAUGUGUGCAUGUUUUGCAAUCUGUGUGGCUGUAUGUUUUGUAAAUGUACAUACAUGUCCAUUUUAUUUUUUGUCCAACCCCCUUCCCAACAAAUGAAAAAGCAGAACCACAACAUCGAAACAAACCUGGUCUGCUCCUCAGACCAUCAAAACUUUUACUGUCAGUCAGGUUCAAAACAUUUUUAGCCAAAGCCAAGUGAUGCUGACGUUGCUUUGGUCACUUUAGAAAGCAAUAUGUGACUAUAUUCAGGCACUCUUCUCGCAUAUGAGUGAAACACACACACACACACACACACACACACACACACACACACACACACACACACAGUCAUUCACUCUAAUUCUCUGCAAUAAACAUUUAACAAUAAUGAUCUUGCAUUACAACCAAAACUUCCUUCCCACAGAGAAAAUACGAUCUUGCCAUAUACAGGAAACAUUUCCAGAAGCUAAUAUACCUGAACACAACUCAAAUCAGUUAGCACUAUUCCCCUUCUCAUAAUUCAAAUCUUAGAAAAUUGCAGUUGCAACAGUAGCUGCUAGCUUUUCAGGGAAGUGUCUCAUAUAUGCAGUAACUGACCCCCGAAACCUCCGCUGUUCCAGCUGGUCAGAGUCAUAAACUCUGUUGCAGGUGAGCAUGAUGUCACUUACCCCCAUUGCAUAAAAAUGAAGCCAAAAUAUCCUGUAUACAGCCACUGCCAAAUUGCACUGGUGACAUCAUUUGGAGCCAGAGUCUGGGCAGUAGCAACGUCUGCACUGGUUGUGUUCCCGUCCGACCAAUCGCUAGCAGUGACAUUGAUCGUGAGCAACAUUGAUUGGCACACAGCUGUCAGUCAUGACGUCAAGUCCCCUUUUUAUAUCAUCUAAUAACUAAUUAAAGCCAAACUUAGAAAAAUAAACACCUGAACAAACAUAAGGGUGAUAAGAAUGACCUAAAAUGACAAAGCCCAUUUUUGGGGGAAAGAUUUGAUGCUUACAUAGAUUUUUUAAUUUGGUCCAUUCACUAACAUGGAGGGGAUGGGGUUUAUGACCCUUACUGCAGCCAGCCACCAGGAGGCGAUCAAGAUGUUUUGGCUUCACUUUCGGGGAGCUGUCAUGUCCAUCUUGUUUCUGCAGUCUAUGGACAUAACCAGCAGACGUUUGACUCCGCCCAGUAUUGCCACGUUGCCACGACUCCCGUAGUGACCUCGUUAACUUUGUUUCAGGUACCCAAUCAUAGCCAGCCAGCCUCGCACCUCCUCCUGAGGCAAAGCAAUCGAUUAACCCUCAAACAACCGUUAGCUACCUUUAAGCGUGGCCUGGGCCGCCUGUUCCCCUCCUAACAUCGUCUUUUGAUAUUCGGUCUCCUUUUCCGCUUCUAAAGGUCACUGUGUUUAUACUUGAGUGGAAAUGCAUGCUUAGUAAUAGUCUAUGAGACAAAGCAAUCUGAAAUGUAGACACAUUCUGAAUGCAGGAGAGGGAACGGCACAUCACAGCAAGGUUUCAACAUUUUUUGGAGGGUUUGGUGUAGUUUUAAUUUUGUUCACAUCAUCCAAACCUUUUUAUCCCCUUGAAAUGUACCACAAUGUGCAAUACUUAAAUAUUGUUUCCAACCCCUUUGCUGUGCCAAGUGUAUGUAGCAUAGUCCUACUCCAGUGUCUCAUCCUUGUUGUGUAUUUUACUGUCUGUCGAUGUGUGUGUCACAUCUGUAAAACAAGACUUUGUGAAGAGAAACAACGGAGAGUUUGUCCGUACCUCUCUUUCCCCUUUUGUCCUCGUGGCCUUCCUAAAUUUGAGUGUGUGUUUUGGUGUGUGUGUGUCUGCACCAUGUGUCGUUUGUGUGUGUGCUUAUGUACACCUGGUGUUCAAACGUGUGUGAGCGAGUUAGGGUUUGAGCGUAUGUGUGUGUGUAACGGAGUGUUUUCUCCUCAAAUCGUCUGUGAGAUCAUAAACCCUGACCCUCGACGGUUCACGGUGAGACCCACAGAAAAAAAAGAAACCUCAUUGCUUUAGUGGGGACCACUUUUUGUAAAAAAAAGGAAAAAAAGAAAAAGGACAAAAAAAACAAAAACAACCAACCAACAGAGAUGCACAUGUAAGUAGAUGUAAAAGACUUGAUAAUGUUUCAGCACUUUCUAAUCCUAGGACGGGCUUGGUCUAACCCCUCUGUCUCAGACCGAUACCUUCCCUAGGGGCAACAUUCAUUCAAAACAGACAGAGAGAAUGAGAAUGAAAAAAGGGGGUGAAUAAGGAUGAAAAAGAGAGAUGGCUCAGUUUAAGUUUUUGCACAUCACCUUGCCGUAACCUUGUGUUUAUCUGUCUGUGCUCCAUCUCGCUUGGCGCCCGGCGCGUUCUUGGGUCCAACGGGCCGAGGUGUUAGGUGGUUCCUUGGUUCUUUUCUACUAGGAAAACCUUUUCUCAUGGAAUGCAUCCCUUCUUUUGUUGUGUUCGGGUUUGUUUGGAAUCUUUUCCGCCAUGCACCAACCACGCUGUGCCGUUAAUUAGGUUUUCUUUAGUUCAAAUUUUGAGAUCUAAUUUGGUAGACGUGUUUGCGAGGCGCAGCUCGGUUUGGUCGUGCGGUGCGAAAACGGUGCGUACAAACCUUUUGCUUUGUUUGCAUUAUCUUUGGUGCAGGAGCUUUUUCUGUGUUUUUGGUCCCCUUGUAGCACUCAAUAUAAUGUCAGGGGACUGAAAACUAUGUAGAGAAUGUGUCAUUGUUGUUUUUAUGACAAGCUUCCUCACUGGAGGAACACUGCUAAUGUCGUCUUUUUUUUCUUUUUUUUUUUUUUUUUUAAAUUGGCUUCUUGCACAAUUUUACAAAUAAAAUGAAUGUUGGUGUGUGAGCUUUGACUUUUCGAUCAGAAAAAAAGCAUGUGUGCUCUUUGUUUCUUGAUGUAUGUACUUUCAUUUUUGCAAAAGGAUGUUUUUGGCACUUUGUUGUGUUUUAAAAGUGAACAGAAUUCGAUCAGGAUUCCUUUUUUUUUUUUCAUUUUUUUUUUUUUGUAUGACGUCUCGUCAAUGUCCAUAGCGCUGGAUAACCAACUCAGGCAGAAAGAAAAAAAAAAAACUUGUUAGAGGCCCACUUAACAGUUUAGUUUCACCCCAAUCAAUUUACAUAGUGGGCUGUUUCAUAUGGGUUAUAAGAUAUGUAAAUUUAUUACAUAUGAUUUGAUAUGAUUAACAAAUGUCAUUAUUGACAAUUAACUAUGAUUUAUUAUUAUGAUAUUAUGUGUAUUAUGCUGGAGAUGGCUUGGAUUACUCUUCAGUGUACUGAACGUCGUUGUUCUGCCGCUCUGUGCAAGGCAACUAACACUUCAGCAGGGGACAGGCUGUAUGGUUCUUGACCUCUGACCCUGCCCACUGCCACGGAGGGGGCGGAGCUUAUCUGUCAGCUGUGGCUCAGUUGAUUCCUCCCCCUGUUCUGAACACUCAGCCCUGAGGCUAGCAACUCGUCUGUGUAGAUGUUUCUCUGCUAACUUGUGACACCAAGUACUGAACUGAAACUUUUUGGCCCCAUGAAACGGUAGCAGAGAACUGGACAUCAGCACAGACCUGCUCGGACAGUCUGGCCUGCAGGGGGCCGCAGCAGUUCCCAGCCAACUUGUUUGUACUAUAUUGUACUCACCAAGUCCCUGUGUCUCACCACCCCUUUCCUCUAUAGAAAUGGAGAAACCCUGUUGGUGUAUGUAUUUGACAUCUGUACAAAUGCACCUCUUUGAAAAAAAGAAAAUGAAACCUUGACAUAUCUGGAA